UGUUAUGCGCGAAACACGGGUGAGACAAUUCAGGGUCAUCUAGCGACGCAAAACUUACUUCAAAGCCUUGUUUCUACACAAAUUCGACAUGAACUUCUUCGACGCAGAAAAUUUCACAAAUUUGACAGUGCCAGCUACGAGUGCUUCUUCUAGAAGCGGCAGUUGUUAUCAUCUUCCAGAUCCAGAGUUUGACGAAACUUAUCAGCGCUGGACCACCAAUUUAGUGACAGCUGUGGUUAACGCCGUUUUAUCACCGUUCGCUGUCGUAGCAAAUUUCUUUAUUACCUUCGUAGUUUACAGAAAAACUGGGCUACAAACGCCUUCCAAUCUGCUGCUCGGCAGCCUUGCAGUUUCUGAUGCCCUCGUUGGUUUGGUGGUGCAACCAAGUUACGUCGCUUACCGACUGUUGGAGAACCAGAGUGGAUUCGUCCCCUGUGCUAUCAGAAUGUUGUUCUCGAUAGGAUUUUACACGUGUUAUGGUGUCUCCUUCAUGACGCUGUGCACGAUAAGCUGCGAGAGACUCAUCGCUUUGCUCUGCCACCUCCGGUAUCGAAGUAUUGUUAACCGCCAACGCGUAAUGAAAACUGUCCUGAUCAUUUGGUUGGUCAACAUAUUAUUAAAGUUACUCCAAUGGGCUCAUAAUCACACUUUCCGAGGAAUUCAUCUAAGUUUGUGGUUAGCUUCGCUGUUUAUCGCUAUCGCCACCCAGUGCAGAAUUCUUUCUAUUAUACGGCAUCACCAGCGGCAAAUUCAACAGCUACACUCCAUGACGUCCACUCGCCAAAUGCAAAUCAAGCUGGCGAUAAACAUCGCGUCCAUCAUAGCCAUAUAUUUUGCCUUCAACUUACCAGUUCUUGUUAUAACUACGUCUGAUCAAAUCGUCAAAAGGCAUAUCGAAAGCUACAACGUCUACAGCUGGGCCGAAACUGUGGCAUUCAUGACUUCCACUGUUAAUCCAUUGGUGUGUUUCUGGAGAGUAAAGACCAUUCGAAAUGCCAUCACAGAAUUCUUACCAAGAUUAAGGACAAAGGAGAAGAAAUUUGGGGAAAUACCGUUUAAUAACCAUGUUGUGUUGGUAAGAUUUCGACACAUUACGCCGCCGUAGGUACGGGACAUCACCCUGAAUACCAUGCAGAGGGAACAGCCUGGAACAAUUGUGCUUUAAUAAUUAUAGGCCAUGAGAUGAACUUAAUCGCAAUUUUUAGAGUCAAUCCAAACGAUAAAGCAUGAUCAUUGGGUCAAACGUCGAUUAAAUUCGAACUUCAGAUGAACCAGCACGUUCUAUCCGACUACUUCAAAUGGAUGCAACGUGUUAGUCGAUCUAAAUUCAGUUGGAUGAACUCAGUUGAGUCAAACGUCGAAAUUAUCAGGUAAUGAACUUAAAUCGCUCAGUUUAGUUCUUCUCACGUGAAUUCGACGUUUGGCCUUGACGCUGACGCUCAUAAAGUAUUGCGAGCAAUUGACCAACGUUCGCUCUUUUAUUGCUAGUACCUUGCUCCACUAAAAACGCCGUAGUAGACUUGUCCCGGCUAUAUAUCCAAUGGCAUUGACCAACCCCCUCCCUAUGACUAAAACCGACUCUACCUACAAUGCUAGUGAGGUCAUUGGGAUUGCUAAACAAACUUUAUGAAUGACCUGGUACGUUCAUAUAUUACUCAAUAUGUUUCUGUGAAACUGAAAUUUGAAAGCACAACGUAACAAUGACACCACUCACAGCUUAUCGAUAGAGCGGUAUCAGCUGACCUUAAUAAAUUGUUCGGUAAAAGAAACAGAUAGAGUAACUCCAAAGAGUAAGCAAUAUUUGACGUGCUAUUAAUGUAAGUGAGUUGAAACCGGCUUAAAAGAGCAUUUAAAUCUUGCAGUAUUUACGAAAUUCGGUAGGGGCUGGUUGCCUUUAAGCCCAUAGAGCCAUUGAUGCGUCUGUAAAUAUUCAACUUAUUCCUCUCAUAGUCGUUGAAUGGCACUUUCGCCAAGAGUUUGUUGCAUGUAUCCGUAGUUAUUCGUAAUUUUUAUACCUUGUCAAAUUCUUUCCUUACAACAUGAUCGAACCGGAUUUAUUCAAGUAGGUAUUUUGAUCAAAAGAUUAAUUGUACCCUGGCGUGGCUGGUAAUUGCUACGAAAGAAUAUUUCUAGAACCAUUUUCUUGAAUCGAUGGAAAUUUUACAUUUUUUUUUUCGUGGCUGUUGUACUUUGUGAAAUUAAUAAAGUAAUUCUUCGCGAAAAUGUCUGCUGUUUGACAUAUUUUCUUGGUUACACAAAGGAGAGGGAGGUGUCUUUAAGGAAA
Orbicella faveolata is the source of this 2284-nucleotide messenger RNA. RefSeq lists its product as uncharacterized. Gene Ontology annotation, molecular function: G protein-coupled receptor activity. Gene Ontology annotation, biological process: G protein-coupled receptor signaling pathway. Gene Ontology annotation, cellular component: membrane. NCBI's taxonomy places the organism in Eukaryota, Metazoa, Cnidaria, Anthozoa, Scleractinia, Merulinidae. The record is from RefSeq and is a predicted model, not a curated record.